AUGUCCCGGCCGAGCAGCAGAGCCAUUUACCUGCACCGGAAGGAGUACUCACAGAACCUCUCCACAGACCCCACCUGCCUGCAGCACAGGGUGGAGCACCUGAUGACAUGUAAGCUGGGGACUCAGAAAGUCCAAGAGCCCAAGGAUGCCCUGAAGAAACUGCAGGAGGUGGAUGCUCAGGGCCGGGUGUGGAGUCAGGACUUGUUCCUGCAGGUCAGAGAUGGCUGGCUCCAGCUGCUGGACAUUGAGACAAAGGAGGAGCUGGACUCUUACCGCCUGGACAGCAUCCAGGCCAUGGAUGUGGCGCUCAACACUUGCUCCUUCAACUCCAUCCUGUCCAUCACAGUACGGGAGUCGGGCUUGCCAGGCACCAGCACUCUGCUCUUCCAGUGCCAGGAAGUGGGGGCAGAGCAACUGAGGACCAGCCUGCAAAAGGCCCUGGAGGACGACCAACAGCAAAAACCCCAGUCUGGAGCCCCAGGCCAAAACAGAUGGAGGGGGCCUCCUCCGGAAAGACCGUUCCCUAAGGAGCAGUUACACCCUCCGGAGCAGGGGCCCUCUCCAGAACAGCCCUACUGGAUGACCCCAGAGCACAACAUGCCACCAUCUCCAAGGUCCCUGCCACGCCACUCCAGUGCCCGAGAACAAAGCACCUUCACUCUCCCUCCUCCAAGCCAGUCCCCAUCCCCCGAGAACCCAGAGAGGGAUGAGGAGAUACUAAGCCACAUCCUUAGAGACAUCGAGGUGUUUGUGAGAAUGCUGAAGGAGGCCCAGGCAAAGAACAGUCAUAAGAAGAAGAGACUGGGGAAGAAAAAGGGCAAGGAUCAGUGGGGGAUGACACAGGCACAGUACAUUGACUGCUUCCAGAAAGUCAAGUACAGCUUCAACCUCCUGGGGAAGCUGGCCAUCUGGCUGCCGGAGAAGAAUGCCCCUGAGUUCGUGCACACCCUCUUCCAACUUCUACACUUCAUCCUGGCCCAGUGCUCGGAGCCCGGCCUCGCCACCCGAGUGAUUUCACCCCUCCUCACCCCCAAAGCCAUCGACCUGCUGCAGUCCUGCCUAAGCCCACAUGAGAGUGACUUCUGGAAGGGUCUGGGUGUGGCCUGGACUACCAGCCGGGCCAACUGGACAGGCAGUGAACCCCUGCCCUAUCAACCCACAUUCUAUGAUGGUUGGCAGCUUCCAGAACACUCCAACCAGGCCCCCUCAGGAUACCAGGACUCUACUUCCCUCCGCCAUCCUGACUCUGCGUGUGGUUGGGGGGGAAGCCCCGCGUUAGGGAGCACCUACUUUGCUCAAGAGGAGAUACACCACCAUGGCCCUCAGCCCGGGGACCCCAACCACGUGCCCUCCAGCCCCAGACUUGCCAAGCCAGCCCUGAAAAUGCAAGUUCUCUAUGAGUUUGAAGCUAGGAACCCACAGGAACUGACUGUGGCCCAGGGAGAGGUGCUGGAGGUUCUGGACCAGAGCAAGCGGUGGUGGCUGGUGAAGAAUGAGAAGGGACAGAGUGGCUACAUUCCCAGCAACAUCCUAGAGCCUCAACAGUCGGGGUCCCAGAGCCAGCCGCCUUCUCGGGCUCCAAUGCUUCGACUUAGCUCAACGCCUGAGGAAGUCACAGCCUGGCUGCAGGCAGAGAACUUCUCCACCAUCACGGUGAGGAGCCUCAGGUUCCUGAGAGGGAACCAGCUGCUUCACAUGAGACCUGGGGAGCUUCAGAUGCUGUGUCCACAGGAGGCCCCACGAGUCCUGGCGCGGUUGGAAGCUGUUAAAAGGAUGCUGGGGGUGAGGACAGCCGGGGGGCACUGA
Puma concolor (puma) is the source of this 1806-nucleotide messenger RNA. The record is from RefSeq and is a predicted model, not a curated record. Lineage: Eukaryota; Metazoa; Chordata; Mammalia; Carnivora; Felidae.